Molecule: messenger RNA, 3164 nt
Organism: Notechis scutatus (mainland tiger snake)
Lineage: Eukaryota; Metazoa; Chordata; Lepidosauria; Squamata; Elapidae
Gene: CHST14
Product: carbohydrate sulfotransferase 14
Biological process (GO): dermatan sulfate proteoglycan metabolic process; carbohydrate biosynthetic process
Cellular component (GO): membrane
Molecular function (GO): sulfotransferase activity
Source: RefSeq, a predicted model, not a curated record
AGUCAUAAGCCUCUGCUGGAUCACGUGGGGAAUGAAAACCAAUCUUUGAGAAGAUUUUUUUGGAAGAAAUCUUUGGUGGCCGGAUUUUUUCUUAUACGCCAAAUUAACUUUCUUUUCUUAUUGGAAGUGUAACAUUCCAGUACAGAUUAACGUUUUUAAAGAGGUUGUUUCUCUUUAUCCUUCCUUGCCCUUUUCCUAUCAAAUUGCAAUCUAAAACUUUUUAUUCUACCCAGACUUCCUCUUUCUACGUGCUGUAGGGUCGUAUCUAUGGUAUUAACCCUUAAUUAACCUUGAGGGAAAAAGUCUUGUCUCUUGCUGGGAAAUCUGAUGUGAUUGCUUGGUUUGGUUUUUCUCUUGCUUUUAGCAGCAUCUGGAUGUGGCAUCCUGUAGCCCAUUAUGAUCAACUUGAAUAGCCAGUUUACCCGGCUUAUCCUACAGAAAGAGGCUGAGAAGCUUUAAAAACUCAAUUUCUGUAAGGAAGAAACAGGAACGAAAGCCUGGAAUAAACUGGGACUGACAUCUCACUCUGCUGCCCAGAGGGAUCUGCAAUCAUAUGAAAGGAGGAAAGCAGUUGUUUGAGUAUACGUUGUCUUUCGCCUGUUCACUUAUACUCUGAGUGUUCUCCCCAGGAAGUCUGCAAAUGCUGCAGCUACAAGAGAAAGAGGAGGGGUAAAUGAGGCUCCAAUUGCAGGAAUAGGCCCUCCCUGCCAAGCCGUCACUGCCGGCAGCCGCCCUUCCUGAUUUUGCAAAAAAAUUAGCCCAUCCAAUCUUUUUCAGCAGCUGCCCUGCAGGCACAAAGAAAAAAGUCUGGGAUCUCCCAUUUUCUUUCUUUUGUCUCAUGGAAUAUGCCAGCUCACCAAUUUAGGAGCCCUACUGUUGCUUCACUGAAGACAUCUGUUGAGCUGAACUGGGCCAGACUAAUUAAAGCAGCUGCCAACAGCACUACUAUUGAUAUAAAGCCUUCGUCUCCAAUCCAUCCAAAGCAACGUCAGUGGCAAUAGCAUAUUUAGCCUCAAAUUUCUGCUGCCACCACCUGGAUUCAAGACCAUGUUUCCACAGCCCCUGCUACUUUAGUGACAAGAGCUAAAGAGAUGGGUGUGACUUCAGUGCGUCGGACGACCUUGUCUAUCAAGAAUCGUUCUCGUGGUACCAGUAACACUAUGCUACUGCCUUCCAUGUUGAUGUUUGGUGUAAUUGUGGCAUCUAGUGGCUUACUCCUCAUGAUUGAGAAGGGAAUUUUGGCUGAGAUGAAGCCUCCACCCCUCCACCCCUCUGCUAAAGAAAUGUUUUGGAGAACUGGCAGUAGGAAAACAGCAAGAGAUAUGGAUUAUCAAGUGCUCCAGGACAUCCGAAAUAGGACAAUCCAUACCAUUUGCAGACAAAAAAGCAUGCCCCGCACCAUUUGGGAUCUGUCAGCAGGCCAGAGGAGGACAGUGCUCAAACAUAUCCUGGUUAGUGACAAACAUCGUUUUUUAUACUGUUAUGUUCCCAAAGUGGCUUGCUCCAACUGGAAACGGAUUUUGAAAGUUUUAGAUGGUGCAUUGGAGAAUGUAGAUAUUAAACUUAAGAUGGAUCACAAAAAGGAUUUAGUUUUUUUAAAUGACAUGAAACCAGAUGAGAUUCGUUAUCGAUUAAACCACUAUUUCAAAUUUGUGUUUGUCAGAGACCCAAUGGAAAGACUUUUGUCUGCUUAUAGGAAUAAAUUUGGUGAGAUUAAAGAAUAUCAGUUAAAAUAUGGUUUAGAAAUAGUCAAAAGGUAUAGGAAAAACAUUGGAAAAAGCAUGGGUGAUGAUGUCACCUUUUCUGAAUUUCUCCGGUAUCUCAUAGAUGAAGAAACAGAAAAAAUGAAUGAACAUUGGAUGCCAAUUUACAACCUGUGUCAACCCUGUGCUAUAAAGUAUGAUUUCAUAGGAUCCUAUGGGAGACUUGAAGAAGACGCCAAUUUUGUUCUUGAAAGGGUACAAGCACCAUCCUUUAUACGUUUCCCAGAAAGGCAAGCAUGGUAUAAGCCUGUAAGUCCGGAAACUCUGCAUUAUUAUAUGUGUAAUACUCCAAGAGAACUUAUAAAACAGCUAUUACCAAAAUAUAUUCUGGAUUUCUCUUUAUUUGCAUAUUCCCUUCCAAAUGUUACUAGUCAGUUUUGCAGGCAAUGAAAGUUUCUUUUGUGAAGCAAGCUGUAUCCUAUGCAAUUUUUUCUAAUUUCAUGGUUUCCUUUUAAUACUUUUGAUAACAUUAUGAGUUUACUAUACAUGCUAUCUUUAAAAAAAAGCUUUAAAUUUUAUACUAUAUACAUAUAUAUAGAUAUAUAGAUAUACACCAUUGAACUAAGCACAGCAUUAUUAUUUGAACAGUGUUUUGUGUACAUUAGAAACAAGGCAUGUUUGUAAUUGCAAAUUAGCAACUGUAGGACAGUAAGUUUUAGGAAGAUUGCAAAACAGGAGGAGGAACAUAAAGCAAUAAAAACUAGGCUUGUACAGAGAAACCAGAAAAACAUGGUGGAUGUGCACCAUUUCACGUUUACUAAUACAAAUGUGAAGACAGCAGUUUCACACAAUAUUGCCUUAAAAUAUAGUGACAUAGGAUUUUUAAAAUAGCUACUAUAGCUAUUAAGGCAGAUAGCAGCCCUAAUAUUUUUGAAAGCAAGUCACAUCCUGUUUGUUAGACAUACUUCCAUAUAACAAGCAAAAGAUCCGGAUUUAAAUUAAAUACAAUUUACAUAAUGGCUUAAAAUAUUUAUCAAAGCUGGUAUGAACAAUGAAAUAUAAGAAAGGCCAUUAAUAAAGCUGCUUGAAAUGAUCAGCCAAAUUUGAUUGUCUAAAAUGCAACUCAACGUUUAGAAGGGAAAGGUAGGAAGGGUGAAGGUAUGAGUUUGUAUUUGCAAUUCAAACUGUGUAUCUAUAUGUACUUUAGGUUCCCAUGAUGGACAUUGUAUUUUUCUUACUAUGAUAGUUUUGUAGGCUACGAUGACUUUUUAUUUCUGUAUUGAAUGUAAACUUGGGUGUACUUUAUUUGUGAAAGAAAAUAUCUUUUGUAUAAUCUCUCAGGAUUUACUUCUUGUAAACUGUUACAAUUUUGUUAGCAGCCUGAUUAUUCAGAUCAUUUGUUAAAUUCUGACUAUCUACUCGAAUCCUUGUUUAUGACAUCAUUUCAUUUCCUGGAAAGAA